Wyeomyia smithii (pitcher-plant mosquito) is the source of this 2209-nucleotide messenger RNA. RefSeq names its product cytosolic carboxypeptidase 6. The record is from RefSeq and is a predicted model, not a curated record. NCBI's taxonomy places the organism in Eukaryota, Metazoa, Arthropoda, Insecta, Diptera, Culicidae. Gene Ontology annotation, molecular function: metallocarboxypeptidase activity; zinc ion binding. The transcript is spliced from 6 exons. Gene Ontology annotation, biological process: proteolysis. The coding region runs from base 146 to 2044 and encodes 632 amino acids.
CCGGGAUUAAACCAUCUGCCUGAAGAGUAGAUGUUGUUUUUAGUUACCAGAAUAAUUCCGCUAAGCGGAUUUAAGUGCUUGGUUCUAAAAGGAAUAACUUCGAAAAGUUGGUUGCAUAGCAAAUUCUCUGUGAAACGAUAGCAAAAUGUUCUCGGAAGCAUGUGAUCCGUUGAAGCAUACGAGCAUGUAUGAGAGGGCGGAAGAAGAUAGCGAGGACAGUGAUGAGGAAGGAGGACUUGGAAACGUGAGUCGGAUUAUCAUUCGACCUCCAGGCCACAGCGGCAAAGCGAAACGUGGUCACCUGUGCUUCGAUGCUGCCUUCGAAACCGGCAACCUGGGCCGGGUGGACCUGGUGGGUGAGUUUGAGUACGAUUUGUUUCUGCGGCCGGACACCUGCAACCCGAGGUACCGGUUCUGGUUCAACUUCACCGUAGACAACGUCAAACAGGACCAGCGGGUGAUUUUCAACAUCGUUAACAUCAACAAGAGCCGCAGCCUGUUCAAGGACGGUAUGACGCCACUAGUGAAAUCGUCCAGCCGACCCAAAUGGCAACGACUCCCGCGGUGUGAAGUUUUCUACUAUAAGUCGGCUGUCCACCAGAAUCACUACGUGCUGAGCUUCGCGUUCGGAUUCGACAAGGAAGACGAAGUGUACCAGUUUGCGCUAACGUUUCCGUAUUCCUACUCGAAGCUGCAAGCCUACCUGAAUGCGCUGGAAACGAAGUUCCCCGAAUCUUUCGAGCGGGCCACACUCGGAAUGACUAUUCAAAAUCGCAAACUGGAGCUCAUCACGUUCGAUGACGUGAAAAAACCAGAAAAAGUCGAUCAGAAAAACCUGAUCCACAUGGUUGUUAUACUGGCAAGGAUACACCCGGGCGAGUCUCCCGCUUCGUACGUUGUGCAAGGUCUUAUCGAAUAUCUUGCAGCGGCUAAUCAACCCAUUUCGAAGGCAUUGCGGGAGAAUGUAGUGUUCAAAAUCAUUCCAAUGCUCAAUCCAGACGGAGUCUUCCUUGGAAAUAAUCGAUGUAACGUUAUUGGACACGAUUUGAACCGAACCUGGAACAAAUUAUCUCAAUACACACACCCGACACUGGCGGCUGCCAUGAAGAUGUUGAAGGAGUAUGAUAAUUCUAGUUGUUAUCAGGUAGAUUUUGUGAUCGAUAUUCAUGCUCAUUCUACAUUAACGGGAACAUUCAUCUAUGGCAGCACGUACGACAAUGUCUACCGAUAUGAGAGGCACCUGGUGUUUCCUAAACUGUUCGCUUCCAAAUGCGAGGAUUUUUGCCAGGAGCAUAUGAUGUUCAACGCAGACGACCGAAAGUCCGGGACGGCAAGACGAUUUUUCGUUGAUGCGCUUAGCGAUAACGUCAACACCUACACACUAGAGGUGUCCAUGUGCGGGUACUAUUUGAAUGGUACAAAUAUUCUAACGCAGUAUACCGAAGAUGGAUAUAUGCGAAUCGGGCGGAACUUGGCACGAACGUUCCUAGAGUACUAUCGCUUUACGAACAUCCUCCCAAUUCCGCCAGUAGACGAGCUGCGAACUCGCAAGGGAAGACCUCGUACGCAUCGAUCUAGAACUCGUUCGAGGACGCGAAGUGAAGUGCGCACGCGCCCAAAAACGGUUCGCACUUAUGCCCCCAUAAGCUACACAGAUCUUUCGAUCUGUUACGAUAGUUCAAGCUCUCCAGAGGGAUCGCCCAUUCGGUACAUGUACUCUACCUACGGAGGUUUUCGUAUGCGGCCCCCUGGGCCACCGGAUCAGUAUUCGCUAUCCAGCAUCCAGGCGGCUCGCUUUAGCAAUCUGGAUUUCAGUAGCGACUAUCGAUUCAAGGUUACAUCCAAACCGAAAACAACCGUCGAACAUAAGAUGCCUCCAAUUGAGAUUCUGAACGUUCCGCCAAAACCCUGCCUUACCAUAAUAGACUUCAAUCAGUUAACCCGCGGUGGCCUCGAAGCGGCAACUUCCGGGCGAUCGUUCGAGAGGGAAAAGGAAAAAAUUCGGCGCCACACGGUCAAAGCCUCGAGCUCAAGAAAAGCGUAAUCUAAGAAACUCAAUUUUUAAAACUCGUUUUUUAUUGUCAAAAUUUAUACCAAUUGCUUACAUUUAACUUCGAAAUACAGGUUUCUAUAAACGCCACAAAAGCUUCGGUUCCACAGAUUAGGACCUGAAACGAAUUCGGAGCGAAUUUUUGCAAUAAAUUUUCUA